Messenger RNA from Fomitiporia mediterranea MF3/22, 3891 nucleotides. RefSeq names its product GTP binding protein. The record is from RefSeq and is a predicted model, not a curated record. Gene Ontology annotation, molecular function: GTPase activity; GTP binding; U3 snoRNA binding. Gene Ontology annotation, biological process: ribosome biogenesis; maturation of SSU-rRNA from tricistronic rRNA transcript (SSU-rRNA, 5.8S rRNA, LSU-rRNA); endonucleolytic cleavage of tricistronic rRNA transcript (SSU-rRNA, 5.8S rRNA, LSU-rRNA). Gene Ontology annotation, cellular component: nucleus; 90S preribosome. The transcript is spliced from 5 exons. Lineage: Eukaryota; Fungi; Basidiomycota; Agaricomycetes; Hymenochaetales; Hymenochaetaceae. Bases 1 to 3489 code for a protein of 1162 amino acids.
AUGGAGGACCAAACUCACAAGGCCCAUCGGCCUUCCCAAUCAGGCGGGAAAGCAGAGAAGAAAAAGUUGAAAGGGAAGGGCAAGGAAACCCACCACGGUACCAACGAGAAAGCGUUUGCCCCAAAGUCCGGCCGCAGAGCCGAACGUCAAGGCCGACGUAAUGUCGAACGAGACCAAGCACGACUGCACGUUCCCCUGGUGAACCGUACACCAGAUGACUUCCCUCCUCCAGUAAUCGUAGCUGUUGUCGGUCCACCUGGUGUUGGCAAGUCUACUCUAGUAAAGAGUCUCGUAAGACGCUACACGAAACAAUCGCUUUCUGAAAUCAAGGGUCCUGUUACUGUCGUCAGUGGGAAGAAACGACGUCUGACGUUUGUCGAAUGCAAUAACGACUUAAACUCCAUGAUUGAUAUUGGUAAAGUCGCCGACCUUGUCUUGCUCAUGAUAGACGGCUCUUUCGGAUUUGAGAUGGAACAAUUCGAAUUCCUCAACAUCCUACAAUCACACGGCUUCCCAAAAGUCAUCGGCGUCCUAACUCAUCUUGACCUCAUACGCAAGCAAGCAACGCUAAAAAGCACCAAGAAGAUGCUCAAAAAGCGAUUCUGGACAGAAAUAUAUCAAGGAGCGAAAUUGUUCUACUUGUCCGGAGUUCUUAACGGACGUUAUCCCGACAAGGAGAUUCAGAAUCUGUCCCGCUUCAUCUCGGUCAUGAAGUUCAGACCACUUGUCUUCCGAAAUCAACAUCCAUAUAUUUUAGUCGAUCGUUUGGAAGACUUGACGCCUAGAGAAGACGUACGUACUUCCGAUGGCAAAUGUGACCGGAAAGUCACCGUGUACGGCUAUUUACGAGGAACGAAUCUGCGACCGAGAACAAAAGUCCAUAUCCCAGGUGUCGGCGACUUGGACAUAAGUUCAGCUUCAGUCUUAAACGACCCUUGUCCCUUACCUGACGCCGACUCGGAGAAAAGGAGAAAACUCAGUGAAAAGAAGAAACUGCUCGUACAUGCUCCAAUGAGCGACGUUGGUGGGGUUAUGUAUGACAAAGAUGCGGUUUAUAUCAAUGUACCGGGGAAUUUUUCUCGCGAUAAUGCUGAAGUUACACGAGGAGAAGGCGAGAAGAUGGUCAUUGACCUUCAAGAUGCCGAUGAAACUCUCGACAAGGCAGUUGCCAGAAGUCAAAUACGUUUAUUGGGUUCAUCAUCAAAAACUCUCGCUAUCGAGAGCGACGCUGAGGAAGAAAGCGAACGCGGAGGCUCCUUCGAUGGUGAAGAAAGUGAGGAUGACGAGGGUUACGGCACCGAGAUGUCUGAAGGAGACAUGCUCAGCGAUAAUGCCAGCGAUACUGAAGGCCACGACGAAUUUGAGCAAGGAGCUUCUAAUGGCAAGACUAUCGGCGACCGGGGAAGAGCGAACCCUCGCAGUCAACAACGUUCACUGGCGAACUUGUCAGCUUUGUCGAAGGGUACCUCGGCAGUCGACUUCGCUGAUAGUGAUUCCGAGCUUGAUCUAAGUGCGCCGGAAGGUGAACAGGAAGAUGGACUCAUGCGUGACGGCAAUGAAGGGGACAUCGACGUCAGUGAGGAUGAUGACGGAGACGCUUCUCAGGAAGAGGGUCAGCUCAACACACCACGCUGGAAGGAGAACCUACAAUCACGAGCACGAGACGCAUUCGAUAGACACGUGGGGAAAAACAGACGAAUGGACUGGAUGAGAAUGAUUUACUCUUCAUCUAUGUCUCCUGAAGACAUUGUUUCUGGCAAUACCGAUGAUCGCAACAAGUCGGGUGAAAGCGGCAGUGAUGAUGAGCUGUUCACAAUGAAAGCGACUGCCAUCUCGGAGGAAGAUAAGGAUUACAAGGCCAAGGAGGCUUAUGACGAAGCCGACCUCGCAAAAUGGAAGGACGAAGACCUGCUGGAUUCUCUCAGGGGACUCUUUAUUACAGGGAGUCAAGCAGUCGGCGAUGUUGAUGCAGGCAACGAUGCAUACGAAGAAGACACUGGUGAUUUUGAGGACCUGGAGGGCGAAAGUCCUGAGAAUCAGGGCACGAAAGAAACACAAGACAAUGGUUUACGGGUGGAUAAUGACAUUGAUCCCCGUGCAUCCGCUUUGGCUGCCAAGAAGGAAGCCCUGAAGCGGAAAUUCGAUGAGCAAUACGACGAUCCGGAAAGCCAGAAAUUGGACUUCUACGACGAGAAGAAGGACGAAAUGGCACGUCAGCUCGACUUAAAUCGCGCGGAGCUAGAGAGCGUUGAUGCCGAAGCUAGAAUACUCAUCGAAGGCUGUAGACCGGGUUCAUAUGUCCGUGUUGAGCUAGACAACGUGCCUUGCGAAAUGGUCGAACACUUCGACCCCACUUACCCUAUUAUUGUUGGUGGCUUGCUUCCUGCGGAAGAACGCUUUGGCUACGUUCAAGUCCGAAUCAAACGGCAUCGCUGGCAUGCUAAAACCUUAAAGACGAAUGACCCGCUCAUCUUCUCUCUAGGCUGGAGGCGGUUCCAGACCAUUCCUGUGUAUUCUUUGGAUGAUCAUUCUAUACGAAUGCGAAUGCUCAAAUACACACCAGAACACAUGCACUGCUACGCAGCCUUCUAUGGGCCGGCAGCAUUACCAAACACUGGAUUCUGCGCAUUCAAUACUGUGUCUGGUGAUGUUGGUGGCUUCCGGGUGUCGGCAACUGGAGUCGUGCUGGACAUAGAUCGCACUACAAAAAUUGUCAAGAAGCUCAAGCUGACUGGAGCGCCGUUCAAAAUCUUCAAGAAUACCGCGUUCAUUAAGAACAUGUUCAACAGUGCUCUGGAAGUCGCGAAGUUUGAAGGGGCGAACAUCAAGACGGUUUCCGGCAUCCGUGGUCAGAUAAAAAAGGCCUUGGCAAAGCCAGAAGGCGCAUUCCGUGCCGCCUUUGAGGACAAGGUGCUCAUGAGUGACCUCGUCUUUCUUCGCGCAUGGUACGCUGUGCAGCCUCGCAAGUUCUAUAAUCCCGUGACGUCACUGCUACUGUCUGAAAAGGACAAAUGGGCAGGUAUGCGGUUGACCGGUGAAGUCAGACGAGCCGAAGGGGCUAAGACACCAUUGAACCGGGACUCGUCAUAUAAGAAGGUCGAAAGGACGGGCCGGCGGUUCAACCCACUUAAAAUUACCAAGAAGCUGCAAGCGGCACUGCCAUACGCAUCAAAGCCGAAAUUGAUGAAGGCACAACACCGGCAGACGUACAUGCAGAAGCGCGCUGUGGUUCUGGAGCCGGAGGAAAAGCGGGCGAUUGCACUGUUGCAGCAGGCGCGAGCGCUUCGCAAGGACCAGGUUGCACGACGCCGGGAGAAGAAGGAGGGGCGGAGAGCAGAACACCGGAAAAAGACCGCGAAGGAGGAAGAGAAACGGGGUGAAAAGGGGAAGGAGAAACGCAAGGAGUACAUGCGUGCUGCAGGGAUAAAGAAUCGAAGAGACGCGGAACGGGAGGAUGGCGGGCGAGUCGCAAAGAGGCGGAAGACGUAGUGUUAGUGGCGGUAGUAGUGAAUUAGACACCAAAAUUUUUACAUCAGACUUGUGGUAGAUAGAGUCAUAAGAGGCCUGGAAGGGGUCGAUCUGGCAACUGGAAGUACCUCUGAUGUCAGCAGUAGCAGCGUCGAAUGUGGAGUGUUGUAAUGCAGUCAGUCGCCCAGCCCAGCAGCCGCUACAUUCUGUACGCGGGAUCAUCUCCAGUCCAGAUAAUCAGUUCAUCCUCAACCCCUCACUAGCAAAGCUCUCCGUGGCUCCUGUCCCCCUCCCGUCUUGUCCUCCAUCACUACAAUGUCGUCCCCUCCUCGUCCCGGCGCAGCGGUCGUCGCCAACGAGCGCAGUGUCCCCUCGUCGCCCCUCGGCGCAAAAGAGCGCUCAGCCGCGUCAACAUCGGAUCAG